Carica papaya (papaya) is the source of this 1824-nucleotide messenger RNA. Its product is annotated as UDP-Glycosyltransferase superfamily protein. Lineage: Eukaryota; Viridiplantae; Streptophyta; Magnoliopsida; Brassicales; Caricaceae. Gene Ontology annotation, molecular function: quercetin 7-O-glucosyltransferase activity; quercetin 3-O-glucosyltransferase activity. The record is from RefSeq and is a predicted model, not a curated record.
CCUUCCACCUCGACAGAAGGGGGGAAAAGUCAACAAGAGCGGCUAUCAAGUGUGUGCCAUAGCCUCUUUUCCUUCUUCUCCAAGAAAACCAUUACUACAAAGACAACUGAAUCCAAUAGACGGAGGACAAAUUUAAGAACGGCAAACACAAAGAAUCCGCCAUGAAAAACCACCACGUCCUUCUUCUAGCCUACGCGGCUCAAGGACAUUUAAACCCAUCCCUACAUCUCGCUAAGCGGAUAAUCGCCGCUGGUGGCCGAGUCACCUUCGCCACCACCGUCUACGGCCUCCGGCGAAUUAAAUCUCUCCCUUCCAUCGACGGCUUAUCUUACGCCUCCUUCUCCGACGGCUUCGACGAUGGAUACCGCCCCAAAGAGAGUUCUACCAGUGCCAACAUCUCGGAUUUCCGUACUGUUUCGAGACAAUCCAUCAACGAUUUAAUCCAAACCCUCUCCGAUGAGGGCCGCCCUGUUUCUUUCUUGAUCUACAACAUCGUCCUUCCUUGGGCUGGUAGCCUCGCCGCCGCCAUGUCCAUACCUUCUGCUUUCUUAUGUACGCACUCUGCAACUGUGUUCGCUAUCUACUACCAUUGUUUUAACACCCAAAAUGGAGUUUACGUCAGGAACAAAGAUUGUGAUGAGAAGGUAAACGAGCCUCCGAGCUUAAUAGAGAUUGAGGGGUUACCUCCAUUUUCUCGUCAAGAGCUACCUUCGUUUCUCCUCCCAAGUGAUCCAUACCAUUCGCUUGUCUCCACCUUUGAAGAACACAUCCGGGUAUUAGAAGAAGACCCGAACCCAUGUAUCCUUCUCAACACCUUCGAUGCUCUAGAACAAGAUUCAAUCAAGGGAAUUCGAUUUAACGGCGCCCGACUCUUCGCCAUUGGACCACUGCGUCAGUCAGCUUCUCCGGACAACAAGAACCCUACACCUGCAGAUAAGUUACUUCGCUGUGAUUUAUACGACAGUUCAAAGGAAUAUACUAACUGGUUAAGCUCAAAGCCUGACCGCUCGGUGGUAUACGUAUCUUUCGGCAGCCUUGCGACGCUGAAGAAAAAUCAAAUGGAAGAGAUCUUUAAUGGACUUUUGAGCAGCGGUCGGCCAUUCUUGUGGGUGAUUCGACCACCGAAAGACGGAGAAGAGGGAUUUGAGGAAACGAUAAAGGAUAAGUUAAAAGAAGAAGAAGGGCUGAUAGUACCGUGGUGUGCCCAAACGGAUGUACUGGGACAUACUUCAGUCGGCUGUUUCGUGACGCACGGCGGAUGGAAUUCGACGACGGAGGGGUUGACGUCGGGGGUUCCGAUGGUGGUGUUUCCGCAGUUUUCAGAUCAGAUAACGAAUGCGAAAAUGGUGGAGGAGGUGUGGGGUUGUGGAAUCAGGGUGAGAGUGAAUGAAGAAGGAUGUGUGGAGAGGGAGGAGAUAAGGAGGUGCGUGGAGAUGGUGAUGGGAGAAACAGAGAGAGGCGCGACGGUGAGAAUGAAAGCGGAGAAAUGGCGAGCUUCGGCUCUUGCGGCGGUCGGAGACGGUGGCUCGUCUGAGGAGAAUUUCGAAGCAUUCAUUGAAAGGUACUUGCCGAGUUAGGAUAGGCUGCAAGUGUAGUCAUUUUCUCCCCCUCGAAAGUCUUCUUGAAAGAAAGAACAUUUCAUCAAAAUUGAUAAUGAAUUUUUAAAUAAUGUAAUAAAUACAAAUAUAUUUUAUAUUUAGUGGGAUUAUAUUCUCACAUGUCUUAUUAUUUUUAUGCAUUAUACGUUUUUAAGUAUAGGAUGUAACACCACUUGGUGUUUUAUGACCCAAGGCAUUAUUAUACUCAAACUUCUUCUUCAUGCAA